AAUGGCUGCCGGGAGACAGACAAUGGCUGGAUCCUUUAUUAUAAUGGAAAGAUAAAGACACCACUGACCUCCAUUAAUGGCUACUGGAAACGGAAUAGCAUCUAAAUUCCAUCUCUUCCCCACUUUUUCCCCAUCAAAUCCAAGCUUCUUCCACAUUAAUUCUUAACAAAUUUCGAGCAAAACCCCAAUUCCUGUUCUUAUUGCUUUCGAUUCGAAAUAAUUUCCACAGUUUAAUUCAGUUUUUGCAGAAACAGAGCUAUGGAUCCAGAUCUGACCAAACCAUGGGCGUUGCCGGAAGAAUUUCUGAAACGAACAUUUGCGUUGAUCAACUCCGAUAAGGAUCGGAACUCGGCGUCACUCGUUUGCAAAGACUGGUACAACGCCGAGCGGUUUAGCCGCCGCCACGUCUCCAUCAGAAACUGCUACUCCGUUUCACCGGAAAUUGUAGCUGCGAGGUUUCCGGGGAUCCGGAGCGUUACACUGAAGGGGAAGCCUCGGUUUUCCGAUUUCAAUUUGGUGCCGGAGGAUUGGGGAGCCGAUGUUCAAUCAUGGCUGAGUGUUUUCGCGGCGGCGUAUCCUUUUCUGGAGGAGCUGCGGCUGAAGAGAAUGGCGGUUUCCGAUGAGAGUUUGGAGUAUUUAGCUAUGAAUUUUCACGGUUUUAAAGCUUUGUCGUUAUUGAGCUGUGAUGGUUUCAGUACUAUUGGGUUGGAAGCCAUUGUUACUCAUUGCAAAAACUUGACGGAAUUAGACCUACAAGAGAAUGGGAUCGACGAUCUUGGUGGAGAUUGGUUGAGUUACGUCCCGGAAAACCUAACCUCGUUAGAAGUUCUCAAUUUCGCAGCUCUGGAUAGCGAAGUCAGCUUCGAUGCGUUGGAGAGUCUCGUUUCUCGAUGCAAAUCGUUACGGGUUCUAAAAGUUAACCGAAAGAUAAGUUUGGAUCAAUUGCGAAGGCUUAUCGAGCUUGCUCCAAAGUUAACGGAGCUCGGUACCGGUUCAUUCGCGGAAGACCUCGUGUCGAGUUCCGUCACCGAGCUCGAAAGUGCAUUCAGCAAAUGUCGAGAUUUGCAUACGCUUUCCGGUUUUUGGGACGUUACUUUGCUUUAUCUACCCGUUAUAUUUCCCGUUUGCGGUAAUUUGACGUUUUUGAAUCUGAGUUACGCGACUCUCGGGGCUAUUGAACUCGAGUGCAUUCUUACUCGUUGCAAAAGCCUACGUCGCCUUUGGGUUCUUGAUACGGUAGGCGACGAGGGUUUAGAAAUGGUUGGAUCGUGCUGCCCGUUGCUAGAAGAACUCCGAGUCUUCCCAGCCGAUCCAUUUAACCAAGAACUCGGUGUGACGGAGUCGGGUUUCCUGUCUGUAUCUAACGGCUGUCCGAACCUACAUUACGUGCUCUACUUUUGCCAACGGAUGACAAAUGCUGCAGUCGCCACCGUUGCCCAAAACUGCCCGAAUUUCACUCACUUCCGUCUUUGCAUAAUGAGUCCCGGAGAACCAGACUACCUAACUAACGAGCCCAUGGAUGAGGCCUUCGGUGCGAUCGUCAAGACAUGUCCCAACCUUCGACGGCUCUCCGUUUCCGGCCGGUUAACCGACCUCGCUUUCGAAUACAUCGGAAAUCACGCGAAAAACCUCGAGACGUUUUCGGUGGCGUUUGCAGGCACUAGUGAUUUGGGGAUGGAGUAUGUGAUGAGAGGCUGCCCGAAACUGAGGAGGGUCGAGAUACGAGACUGCCCGUUUGGAGACAAUGCGUUGCUUUCGGGUUUGGCCCAAUACGAGUCGAUGCGGUCGUUGUGGAUGUCGGCUUGUAAUGUGACGACCGACGGUUGUAAGAAGUUGGCCGACGAGAUGCCGAGAUUGAACGUUGAGGUGAUCAAAGAUGACGGUGGUGAAGAUGGCAGUGCCGAUAAGGUUUAUAUCUAUCGAACCGUUGCUGGACCAAGAACCGAUGCUCCUCCGUUUGUUGUGACACUUUGACUGAACGUCAGGCGGGCCUAGUGCUCGAGAAACGCUGUCGAUGCCUGAGUUUCCGAUGCGAAAAACGUCUGUAGGAACGUAUUUAUAUUUUGAUUUGGGUUGUUUUGCGACUCUAAUGAGGUAGAACAAGAGAAUGUACUUCGGAGAAUCAUUUGUUAUUUUAAAUUAUGAUAUUUGAUAUCUUUGACCC
Cynara cardunculus var. scolymus (artichoke) is the source of this 2164-nucleotide messenger RNA. Its product is annotated as protein TRANSPORT INHIBITOR RESPONSE 1-like. Lineage: Eukaryota; Viridiplantae; Streptophyta; Magnoliopsida; Asterales; Asteraceae. The transcript is spliced from 3 exons. The coding region runs from base 259 to 1974 and encodes 571 amino acids. Gene Ontology annotation, biological process: SCF-dependent proteasomal ubiquitin-dependent protein catabolic process. Gene Ontology annotation, molecular function: protein binding. The record is from RefSeq and is a predicted model, not a curated record. Gene Ontology annotation, cellular component: SCF ubiquitin ligase complex.